AUGGAGGGGCUCUUCACAAGUAGUUGGCAAGUGCGCUUCCAGUACAUCGGUUGCCUAGCCAGCGUCCUUUCGGGUCUCUCGCUCUACCACAAAGACUUCGCUGUCGCUGUUGUCGACAAUGUCAUUGAAGACGUGCGUGUUGGAAUGGAGAAAAAUGAUCAAACAAUGAAUCAACGGCGGCUGAGCAUGGUGAAGUACCUUGGCUUGCUUUACAACUACAAACUUGUCGAAUCUCCGGUUAUAUUUACAACCCUCUAUUCGCUCAUCACCUUUGGUGUCAGCCUAGACUAUCUCAGUCCAAGUCUAAUCGAUCCACCCACUUCUCUGGCGCGAAUUCCCCUAGUUUGUACUCUAUUGGAGACCUGUGGGUCUUACUUCGACCGAGGCAGUCGGCGGAAGAAACUCAAUAUUUUUGUUGUCUACUUCCAG
Molecule: messenger RNA, 429 nt
Organism: Hydatigera taeniaeformis
Lineage: Eukaryota; Metazoa; Platyhelminthes; Cestoda; Cyclophyllidea; Taeniidae
Source: the annotation of a GenBank genome assembly